AUGGCUUCAGAGGAGGAUGGAGGCGACUGUCCGGUGUCCUCGGAUAUUCAGCCUGGAGACCGGGGCAGCUUUCUGUGUCUCCUGUGCAGCAUCAAUGUCCCGAACCGCCCCAGCCUCGAUGAUCACCUACGUGGGCGACGUCAUAAGCGAAUGUGUGAGGAGCGUGACAAGCGCCAACAGCAACAAGAGCGUAGUGUGUUUGUCAGUGGUUUCCAAAAAGGCACCACAGAAGAGCAGCUUAAAGAUGUCUUUCAAUCAAUAUCAUCUGUCAAGAAUAUUGUCAUGGACAAAGACAGGGGUCUUUAUGCCAUUGUGGAGUUUGAGAAUUCAGAUGGAGUCAGUGCCACCCUUGAAGAACAUGAUAUUAAACUAGAGGGGCAGCAACUAAAGGUAAAACCUCGAGAGAAAAAAGAAUUCAAGAAAAGGAGAGCAGGAACACGAAACUUGCAGCCUCCUGACCCGGAGGCGCUGAGCAAGGAACUUAUCCACUGCAAGGAUUGGAAGAACAAAAUGAAGAGCGUAGUCACACUGUGUUCUCCAUCUCGUCAUGAAAGCCAUCUGCGGGAGCUGCUUCUGUCUCUGCUGAAAGAAACUUUCACCGAGUUCUUUCCAGGCUGCCAGCUUCAUCCUUUUGGUUCUUCAGUAAAUGGCUUUGAGAUCAGUGGCUGUGACCUAGAUUUAUAUCUGGAGCUUGGGGAAGAAUUGAAUGGGGAGAAAGAUGAUGUUGAAGGUGCAGAGUCAAAAGAAGAAGAUGUGAAGAAUGAUGGAGAUGGAGAAAAGGUGGACUCUUUGGAAGUAGAAGAAGUGCAGGAAGAUGAAAUCAUGGAAACUGAAGAGAAGUGUAGUGAUGACGACGAGAAUAUUACUCCUGGCCUGUCCUUGAAGGGUCUCUCCAAUGAGGAAAUCCUUAAUUUAGUUGACAGAGUUCUACGUCAGUGUGUUCCUGGAGUACACGGAGUUCAAACUGUUCCUUCUGCACGGCGCCCAGUAAUACGAUUCCAACACAAGACUUCAGGGCUCAGGGGAGACAUCACUCUCAAUAACAGGCUUGCCCUGCGUAACUCCUUCUACUUGCGUCUCUGUUCUGACUUAGACCCUCGGGUCCCACAGCUUGUGUACACUGUGAGAUACUGGGCUAGAGUGAACCAGCUAGCAGGUAACCCAUUAGGGGGUGGGCCCCUGCUGAAUAAUUACGCUUUGACAUUACUUAUUAUUUUCUUCCUACAAUCAAGGAGCCCUGUGGUUAUUCCCAGUCUAUGCCAACUGAGAGAGAUUGCUGCUGAAGAGGACACGCAUGUCAUUGAUAGCUGGGACUGCACUUUUCCCUCUGAUCCAACGAAAAUACAACCUAGUAAAAAUGAGCAGAGUCUUGGUUGUCUUCUGUCUGAGUUUUUUUUCUCCUUUUUCUCUUCAUUGGAUUUACGUUCAAGCAUCUUCUGUCCUCGAGAUGGUGUAAUCAUCACCCUUCCUUUUACCUCUGCACCUCCAUCCUGGGCUGAUGGUUUUCGCCUAGGUGUAUUCAAUGUCCAGGAUCCAUUUGAAUUGAGUCAUAAUGUGUGUAGCAAUGUCAGUUCAAAAACAGCUCGACGCUUUAGCUCACAGUGUAUCAGUGCUGCAAAGACCUGCCGUUCACCACUUUAUUGCCUACGGUCAUUAUCCCGCCCUUGGGGCAUAAUUUCAUUGUUACUACCUAAUACUUCUGAGGGCAGUAAGAAAGAAGGUAUAGAUAUCUCCAUUCCAUUAACAGGAACUUCAUUGAAAGCUGUGACUUUGGCUGUCAAGAGGGUCUUAGUAGAGGUGUUGUUAUGUAGUUGUGAGGAAGACUCAAGCUUGAAAAAUGAGGCAGAAAAUACAGGAAAAGGAAAAGAUGAAAUGAAAAGAAGUGGAGAUGAAGGUGAACAGGCAGUGUCACACAUGGAGGGACUCGUCAUUGGCGAUGAAAGGUCAGAGUUUAAAGCUGAAGAGUUAAAUAAAGAUGGGAUGAAAACAGAACCACAUGGAAGGAAACGAGAAAACACAGAGGAAAUCCAGAAUGAUACCAAAAGAAGGAAAGUGGAAUGUACAAAUGAAGACUCGAUUUUAGAGCAAGAAAGUAUAGUUCCUGGGCAGAAAGAACAUAAAAAAGGUAAAAAGACUAAAGGGCUAAAAGAACUUGCAAAGGAAAACGUGUCCCUCAUGAGGAUUAAUGUAUGGCAUCAAGUGUGGGAAGGUAGACGCAGACAGCGGAGGGGCAAGUUUGGAGAGAUGACCCAGAAAAUAGAAUUAGAGACUGCAGUGUCCCGUGCGUUGUCUUCUGGGACAAUAGAUAGUAAGCCAUGCAAACCAUUAAUGAAAAUAACUGUGAAGACCAAACAGACAAAUGAGGGAAAUGCACAGCUGCACCUUACUCCGGAGAUGGAUGAUUAUCAAUGCAGCACUAAUUUCUUACACUUUUUGAAGAGUUUUUUACCCCAGAUGGUACAAGAAAUUCUAAGCGGUGACGACUGA
Molecule: messenger RNA, 2487 nt
Organism: Staurois parvus
Lineage: Eukaryota; Metazoa; Chordata; Amphibia; Anura; Ranidae
Source: the annotation of a GenBank genome assembly